AUUGUACAUAUCCUAAUUUUAAAUUCUUACCAGAAUCUUUUAUGUGAUACAGAGUAUGAUUCCUUAUCAUUUUUUCACUUUUUAUGAACUUCAUCCAUACAAUAGGUCAGGUUAACUUGUGAGAGAAUUUAGCACAAGAAUCCAAUUUUCAAAUUAAGGCCCACUCCAAUAUCAAUAUAUCAAACAGUAUCAUUUAAAUCAAACAAAUAAUUUCUACUGCUUCCCCCAAAUCCAAAAACUCUCUCUCCACCACAACAAUCACCAAUGUCCACCAUUUCCACCAACCAAAUCACCAAAUUAUUCGUCUAUGGAACCCUUAAACGAGGCUUCCCAAACCACCACCUCUUAGAAGAGCUCACCGCCACAAACGACGCCGUUUUCCUAGGCUGUUACAAAACCCUCAAUUCAUACCCUCUAGUAUGCGGGCCCUUGGGUAUCCCCUUCUUGAUCAACAUUCCCGGGUCGGGUCACCGGGUCAUCGGAGAGCUAUACUCGGUAUCGGGAUUGGGCCUGGCCCGGUUGGACGAGCUUGAAGGGAUCAGCCGUGGACACUAUGAGCGGCUUCCUAUAGAGGUGGUGACGGAUGAGGAAGGUGACCCGCGGGUGACGGAAGCAGAGGGGUAUUUUGGGCAUCGUAGUUUUGGGGAGGAAUUGUGGAAUAAAAAUGGGAAAGUGGUAAUGGAGGAAUAUUUGGAUAAAUUAGGGGAGAAAUAUGUUAGGGUUAAGGAUCGAGAUGUUGGUUUGAAUUUGAAGGAUUAUAUUCUUGAAUUUCUUCAAUCUCAUGAUCAUCAUCCAUCUAAUUGAAAUGCAUGUGUAAUGCAAAAAUUAAUUGGAAUUAUUAUUAUUAUCUUAAAUUAUGCAGUAGAGUUUAAUCUUAGUUCCUGUGAAAAAGGUUUAAAAGUGUACUAGUACUCUUUAAUUAAUUCUCUACAUCCGAAAGUACAUGUUUUCAUUUCUGAAAUUAUCAAUAAAUUAUUAACCUGGGUAUGUGACGACUCAAUCUAGAUGAUCAUGAGGGGA
Messenger RNA from Chenopodium quinoa (quinoa), 1020 nucleotides. RefSeq names its product putative gamma-glutamylcyclotransferase At3g02910. The record is from RefSeq and is a predicted model, not a curated record. The transcript has a single exon. Gene Ontology annotation, molecular function: gamma-glutamylaminecyclotransferase activity. The coding region runs from base 265 to 804 and encodes 179 amino acids. NCBI's taxonomy places the organism in Eukaryota, Viridiplantae, Streptophyta, Magnoliopsida, Caryophyllales, Amaranthaceae.